CGCCCUCAGACCUCCACCUGAUCACCGACGCGCCGUGGCUGUUCGACGAGAGCGCGACAUCUUCACGCACUCCGGCGGCGCGGCCGGCGCCCCCGGUCAUCCGACUGACCUCCACGCGGCAGAGUCUGGCCAGUGCCGCUCCGACUCGCCCCGGCGCACCCCCGAGUGGUCUGCAAACCGCCGAUCGUGCCACACCCACGCUCCGACCCGUCCUCAGCACCGCACCCCGGAGCGGACCGACGUCGUCCAGAGGCGCAGCGAUAUCCACCGCAGCCGGAAGGCCGACGUCGGACGCCGUCACGACGACCAGGGACCAGAGACUGCUGUUCUCAUCACGGCCUUCAGUCAUCAGACGCCCAGUUGUGUCGGUUUCGAGUGAUUUGUUGGAAGCGUCACGCGAAAAAGCGGUUUCAAAUGGCGCAACGUCAGUUCCCAGAAGUGGUGUGUUGAGAUUCUCAGAGGAGGUGGAAGAUCGCGAAGAUGAUGUGGGUCGUGUAACUAGGCCUCCCGUUGGCCUUUUCGACCGGGAGAGUGAGGAUGAAGAGAGCGCAACAACCACGGUACCACCUCAUUCACCUAUUGUAGACACUCGCAAUCAUGAAACGUUGGGUGACGCAGACAACGAAUCGGUAGACGGUCUAGACCUGAUCAAAGAUUUCCCGGCCACAUCCUCGGUCCGCACAAGGCAUUCUCUCGCCUCCUCGUCUGUUAGGUCCUCCCGCCUUCGACCCCUGCCCUCGCCGACCCGAUCGCCGGUCACACCACUGACCAGUUCGGGAACGGUGGUGAUCUUCGCAGAGCUCGUCACCAGCCCAGUGAUAAAUCAGCGGGGACCUAUCAGCAUCUCCAGCCGACCCGCUGUCAGUCGAGAUGUAGCGCCUGAGGACGCAGGCCAGGUUCUGACCACUCCAGGCUCCGUGGUUGUCCCGGGCAUUGCCACCAAACUCAUGGAGAAUGGCGUCCCGGUGCUCGUGGCACAGGGGAAGCUGCCGCCCGAGCAGGUGGUCAGCAACGGCCAGGUGGUGCUGAACUCGGGCACGCUGACGCUGCCUCCCGUGUCGCUGAGUGACGUCAUGUCCCUGUCUCCGAGCUCCGAGACCGACCCGGAGCUGGGCACGCGCGGCACCGAGGGCUUCGACUCGCGCUUCUACCGCACGCACACCUACUUCACCACCUUCACCUUCCUGAACCACUUCAAGGAGGGCGACCGAUCGGUGGUGUUGACAUCGCGUGAGACGGUGUCCAACGUGCUGACGUUGCCGGCCGCCGUUACCACGCCCUCCUCGACGCGCUUCCAAACAGAGACGUAUCUCAGCACCUACACGUACUUCAGGACGACGACGCGCGGCAACCGCGAGCAUGUGACCUCCACGCAGGAGGUCGUGACCCAAAUCGUGGUGACGGAGGCCCCGGCCGCGCCGCCGCUCGUGGCGCCCACCUCCCGCUCGCUGCUCUACACCAAGACGUACCUGUCGACAGUGACGCUCUUCGACACGGCCGUCGUGUCGGGCACGCAGGUGCUGGUCAGCACCACCAGCGUCAUUCGCGACGUGGCCGUCGAGACGUCCUACAUAGCGGCCGUGCGACCGACAGCAACCAGGCCCGUCAUCCAGGCGACGGUGGCGCCGGCUCCGCGGCCCGUCGCCCGGCCGCCGCCAGUCGUCGACCCCAGCUUGCUGCCGGUCGGCGAGCAGGACGAGAUCCACGUGGUGGCCACCAAAACGUUCUACACGACCAGCACUUUCUACACCACGCUGCUGGAGGGCAGCUCGACCGUGGUGCGCACGCGCACAGAGGUCACCUCCCGCCUGCAGACCGAGAAAGUGACGACGCGACUUGACUCGUGGCACCUGAGCUCGCUGCGCAGCUCGUUCGUCGGGCCGGCGGCGACGUCCACCACCGCAUCGUCGCUGCUAACGCCGCUGGUGACGGCAAACUCGGUGGCGGCGCCCGUUGAGUCGCAGCCGACACCCAGUCGAAGCGGGACGCCGCCACAGCCCUCUCUGGUGGCGGCCAGCCCGGUGCCCGCGCCGCCGCUGGGCGGCGAGGACAGCGACCAGACGUCAACGACGCAGGAGGAGCCCAGUCAGAGCGUGGAGACCACGCCGUCGCCGGCGACACCGACAACCCCCUCCGAGACUCCGUCACCGCCCGAGAGCGCCGCGCAGUCGGUAACCGCGUCCUCGGAGCCGGCCGGCGACGCGGCGACGACGGCGGCCGCUGAGCCGCAGCCGGCGGCCGCCGACACGCCGACCGGCGCCGCAUCGCUGGUGUCGACCACCACGUCAGUGAGCCCCGCCACGCCCAGCACGACGACCGCGGCGCCCUCAGGCGGCCUCGACUCGUCCGAGUCGACGGCCGCCAGCCUAGGCAACCUGGCCGGCAGCCUGCUGGGCCUGAGCGGGCUGGGCGCAGCCGGUCUGGGCGGCCUCAGCUCCAUGGUGGACACGGCUGCUGGCCUCUUCCGCAACGUGCUGCCGGUGGCUGUGCGGCGCGACGGCUCUUCCGGCGUGCCGCCCGAUUCGCGCCCGCCGCCGGCCGUGCACGUGCAGCAGCGCAACCCGGCCUUCAUCCCGGUCGGUGGCGUGGCGGCGAGCCUACGGAACCAGCAGCUGGCGACGGCCGCGCCCGGUGGUGGCUUCUUGGCCGUCAUGGGGCCCGAGGGCGAGAUGAUCCGGCUGCGCGGCGCGCCCAACGGGCGGCCACCCGCCUACGUGGAGGCCGAGUUCGCCGACCAACAGACCGUCGACGACCAGGAUUACGCCGCCAGCGUUCAGGGUCCGUUCGGCACUGGACAGCUGACGUACUUCGACAGCGCCGACGCCGGGUUCGUGCCCGACCAGGGCUUGCGUCCGCCCCUGGCGUCGCCGAGCGCGGAGACCGCACAGGACGCCGAGAACGCACUGACAGGUCAGGUGUUCUGGUCACAGCGGCCCGUGUCGACAUCCACGCUGCACACGAUCGCCUCGCUGGAGGGCGACAACCGGAUUGUAGGCACCAACGUGUUCGCCAACGUGCCGACGGAGGAGGCGCCGCCCUCGGAGUCGCCCAGCAUCCCGGUGGUAGACCUGGAGCUGGAGCCUUCGACGGAGCGAGUCCGGGUGGCACAGCGAGGGGACCUGACGUCUGGCAGCAUCUCCGGCGACGACGAGAACGACAAGAUCAACUUCAUCGUGUCGUCGAGCUUCGACGUGCGCGUCGGCUCGGCGACGUCGAUCCUCGGGCCGGACGUGCGCACGCUGCGGCCGGACACGCGCGUCACCAGCCAGCACAGCAGCUCGGCAACUGUGAUCCACGGCGAGUCGACCGUGUUCGGCGGCCUGUUCACGCGGCCGCCGCUGCCCGUGGAGAACGUGCACGACAUCACCGAGAUUGUUACAUCACGCGAAACCGAGCAGUUCACUCGCACAGUCACCGCCACCAAGACCGACAUCCGCUUCGAGGGGAGCUCCGUGGUGACCAGCACCAAGGUUAUCACCAGCACCCUGCCGCCCAUCACCAUCGUGUCCACGGUGAUCGGCACGUCCACGCAGGUCCACACACUCAACACGGCCACGCCCACGCGUGUGCAGCUGCUGUCAACAGCGACGCGCCUUCCGGCUCCCGCAGCGCCGCGCGCGCCGCCGCCGGAGCCGCCACGGGAGCCGCCGCGGGAGCGGGAGCGGGAGCGGGAGCAGAUCGCCAUCGCUGGCGUGUACGUGCCCGACUCGAUCGAGCUCGGAGACAUACGCAAGGGCGUCGACGACGACAACGAGGUGAACCGGGUGGUCAUCAGCCCAGGCGUCGGCCAGCAGAUCGUGGUGGAGCAGAGCGAGGCGGUGGCCACGCGCUGCGAGCGGCCGUGCCUGCCGGCUAUCUUCGAGACGUGUCGGCGCGUGGGCGGCGCGUACCGCUGCGCCUGCCGGCCUGGCUACUCGCGCGCCCGCGAGCAGGAUCCCUGCGAACCGACUCUCACCUACCGCCUGCACGUGCUGCUGGACCGCGUCAACGACAUCCCGCUGUCCUUCCGGCCGCCGUUCGCCGACCGCGACUCGAGCGAGUUCGGGCAGAUGGCGCGACUCACCGAGGCCGGUCUGGGCGAGGCGUUGGCCGCCACUCCCCUCGCGGACCGCCUGCACACCACCCAGCUGAUGGGCUUCAAGCCGACGCGCGCCGCCGGAGAGCACGGCAGACCGCGCCUCGACGGCCUGAUGGCCGAGAUCAUGGUACAGGUGUCGGACCGAGAGAAGCAGUCGCUGGACAAGGCCGUGCUGCAGGACACGGUACAGGAGGCGCUCCGCAGCACCAACUACUCACUGGGCGGCCAGCAGGUGGUCGUGUCCAGGCACACGGACGCCAUCACAGCGCUUGACUUUGACGAGUGCCAGGAGGCCGACUACAACGACUGCCACGCCUACGCCUUCUGCUACAACCUGGUGGGCACGUUCACCUGCAGCUGCAAGGACGGCAUGGUCGACAUGAACGUCAACGAAUCGCCAGGUCGAGCCUGCUCAGCCGAGUCGGCUGGCUGCAAGGAGUGCAGCUACAGCGGCGAGUGCUACACGCGGGAUGAUGGCGCCACCGGCUGCCGUUGCCACCGCUGGUACGCCGGCAACCGAUGCCAGAUCAACCUGCGUGUGCUCCUCAUCGCGCUCGUCACCGUGGGCGCUGUGCUCGCGCUCAUGCUGUGCGCGUGCUGCUUCCUCUGCUGCCGCCGCAAGGGGCGCAGUCACGUGGCGCCACCACUCGUGUUCACCGGUCCGGCCGGCUUCCUGCGACACCGCGGCACCAGUCUGCACAACCCGGUCAUCGAGCGACGAGCCAUGCUGGACAGCAGCAGCGACACCAGCGCCGCCAGCCCGCCUCGCCGGGUCCCGGCGCCGGCCGGCACGAGGCGGGCACCGGCGCCGGCGCCGCCGCCCUCCAUGGGUGGCCGGAGCCGGCGCUCGGGCCGCACCAACCCCAGCUUCCAAGAGGACCGCAGCAUGGCGAGCACGGGCGUGCGGCCGGCUGUCUUCAUCCCGCGUGCCAAGCACAAGCACCCGCGGCCGGCUAGCGCCGGCUCGUCGGCAGUGCGGGUCGGCGCCGACGGCUCUGCCGACCUGCGCAGCACGCAGAGCCGGCUCCUGAGCGUGCUGGAGCCGGGGCCGCGCGGCCGGCCGCGAGCCGGCACCUUCACAUCGCAGCGCACGGCACGCAGCGUGAGCAGCGGCCGCCGCGGCCGCCGGGAAGAGGUCAGCCACCACCCGACCGGGCGGAGUCGCAGCUCGGACAACCUCAGUCAGCGCGGGGCCGACUCGCUGGCAGACCCGGCCGACUACGGCUCUCACAACUUCUUCCGCGAGAGGACGAUGUCGGAGGCUCGAUCGUUUGACGAGACGACGAUCCGGCCAAGCGUUCGCAGCAUGCGGGGCUUCGGCACGCAGUGCAGUCGGCUGAGCUCCAGAGCGCUCAGCUCCAAUAUGUUCACAUACGAUCAUCACACUAUGGCGGAGCGGGAUGCAGCAUCCACCUUCGUCAUGCCGGAAACGCAGCUGUUCCGGCCCGCGGCGGACUCGGACGCCCAGUCCGAGUUCAGCCUGGCGGACGACUUCCCGCAGAUCCACGCGUCAGGGCGCGGCUCCAGACCGCCAUCAGCCACCGGUAGCCGGCGUGGUCUGCGGUGAGGCCAGCGCCACCUGCCGGCCCGAUCGGCCUGACAUCUACCGGCGCACUAUUUAUUGACGUGUGUGAGUCGCGCAGCCCGGCCGAGGUGCCGCGGCGUUUGCCGGCGCGAAAAAGGUCAAACAGGGAGGAAGGGGAACGGUGUGCACGUCCCACUCCUGUUCGCUUUAAGUUGUUAUCGUUAUUCUGUAUUCCUAUUGUGUUGGAAUGUCCGUUGACGAGCCCACAUUGAUUCGCACUCUGAACUUGCGGUGCUUGUGAAAUACUUGCUCAAGAGUGCUGUCCCCUUCUCCUCAGCGGAAUGACAGGAAUUGUUAGCUGUAGACUACAUGUAGAAUGAUACGAGUCGAUUUGUACAUACCUCUGAAGUCAGAAAACGGAGCAAUGCUCCGUAAGUAAGAGAACAUAAUACGUGCGUGAUUGUCGUGUAGCUCCGAGUAUUGUGAUUGUGCCAAACGAGGGCGGUGUUUCCGUGCGACCAGCAGCCGUAUGGACGGCUAUGCACUGACCGAUGUAAAUACUCAAUAGCCACGAUGCAUAUAGGCCAAGUCAGGACACGAACUGAAUUCAUGAGAUCGGUGAUGGGACUAAAUCGUGAGAAGGAUGUGUGCAAUGAUUUCAGAAUAUAUCGAUAUGUAGCUUUGGA
Pollicipes pollicipes is the source of this 6289-nucleotide messenger RNA. RefSeq lists its product as uncharacterized. The coding region runs from base 948 to 5645 and encodes 1565 amino acids. Gene Ontology annotation, molecular function: calcium ion binding. The record is from RefSeq and is a predicted model, not a curated record. The transcript has 20 exons. NCBI's taxonomy places the organism in Eukaryota, Metazoa, Arthropoda, Thecostraca, Pollicipedomorpha, Pollicipedidae.